Molecule: messenger RNA, 2130 nt
Organism: Penicillium expansum
Lineage: Eukaryota; Fungi; Ascomycota; Eurotiomycetes; Eurotiales; Aspergillaceae
Exons: 3
Coding region: 1-2130 (709 amino acids)
Source: RefSeq, a predicted model, not a curated record
AUGGGUUCCAAACUGGACUUUCUCUUAUUUGGGAACUGCUCAAUCGAGGCCCCAACCAGUGAAGAGCUUGAUAAGAUAUCGCAAUAUCUACCACUCUUGAAAGCCUUUCAUAAAUCGCUCAAGACUCGGUUGAAAGAGACGUGGGACUUUGGUACUGCGUUUGAGGAUCUAGUUAAGCAGGAUACCACGGUUUGGAAGAGUCUGGGGGUAGACCGAUCUCCUCAUUUCGUGCAGCCCAGCGGCUCCAUCAACUCACCCCUUGCCAUCCAUCUUUUCAACCCUACCUUUUUUGUUGCAGAUUCACAAAGUAAGGUGACCGAUGACCCCACCAACCCGACAAUUUGCCUAUUACAUAAAUGUGGUCUAUCAUCUAACCAUUGCUUUAUGUUUGAUGAAAUUUGUCGCCGAGAACGGACCGAUGAUUGUCUUCUUUUCUACAUCGAGGAUUUACGCCGCCCCCACCGAAACUUCAUUCAAAAGGUCCGAGAAAAUAUGUCCGCAGCUGUGGAGAUCUGCUUUGGAGAAGAAGUUUUCAAAGAGAUAUUCAAAACUACUCGUCUAGUUCGUUUUCCUCUGUGGGGAAUGUUCAAGUCUGUGAGACUUUGGAUCGACCUUGGUGGUUCGAAUUCGAGUUCAAUGAAAAGGUUCAUCAUCCAAGCCUAUCACCCUCAAUUCUUCUGUAGGCCCGGACGUUUCGAUAAGACUAGUUCUGAGUUUUUCGAAACUUAUGGAAGAACACAGGAUUUGGCGAUUUUGAUGGCUACCCAGCUUGCUGGAAUCCAGCAUCAAAUCAAGACCAAGCCUAGGUUUUUUGAAUUUCAUUUUGUCCGAGGUCAAUAUUCCCGGCUGAGUGCUAAGCAGGACAUGGAAAGGCAAGAACAUUUACGGGAGGCUCUAGAUGCCUUCCGGGUGGCUUUUCCGAAAACGUUCGAGGAGUUCGAGCUUAGGCAAUCUCGCAGAAAGGAAGAGAAGGACCUAUUUAAAGGGCUAAAAGAUAUAUCCUCCGGAACUCUAGUGCCUAUGCAUACACACCCGAAUGGGCCCAUUUCUGAGCAAGAACAGAUAUUUCGCUUGAAUGCGAGAAAUGACAAAUUGCGUUUGAUUAUUACAUCCUUCGACAAAGUUGUCAAAGACAUGGAUCUUUUUCACAACGAGGAGAGCGAUGAUUACGUCGAGUCUGAGAUUUUCAACUUUGAGGAUAUUUCAACUCCACUUCGAUUAUGGCUCUACUCCCAAGAUGGUCUUAAAGUCCAUGGCUUACCAAUAACAAAUCGAGAGACACUCGAAUUGUCAUUUUCUCUUCUUGACAAAGGCCGUAGAGCCCACCUCAAUAAAUUCUCGACUGAAUAUCUCGCCCGCAUGGUCGGAAUCAUGUACAUUCGGAAGAUCACCCGAACUGAAUCAGGAUUCAAACAAGUCAAAGCGAUCCCCGGGGAGCCCGGCAAAUUGAUUCGUCUAAAAUGCAAGGGCUGCCAGAGGCCCGUUCUGGAUGACGCUUUCCCUUUCUUCGUUGCGGAAUUGCGAAGUUGUUAUCUGAUCGAAGUUGUUCGAAGUGCUCAAAAAGGUGGAAAUGGUUGUGGGCAAAAUGGCUGCAAAGGAAAGCCAGGUCUCGUCCCUGCUAAUCACAUGGUGCAGGAUCAUACUCGUAUGGAAACGAGGGCAAUUUCCCAGACUAAACGCCGCAAGGAAAAUUGGAAGUCACCCCUGUGCCGCACAGGUAAGGACCUGGAGGGCUGUGCUGAGACUGUUCGUGUCCGCUGCAGAGGGUAUGGUCAGGGUAGCCAGAAAAUAGAAUGUGGGCGCGAAAGAGACUACGACACACCAGAGUGGACGAUUCACUCACCCGCUCGCCUCGUUCAACCUCGGCUCAAAUGUGAUUGCGAUGGGAAGGAGAAAGAUCACUACUUUGAGCCCGUGGACAAGGGGAUUGACAUGGUUUCUUUAACAAGCUUACGGAAAAUCUAUCAGGGCUUUUUGGACGCACGCUGUAACUUGGCCGAUUACCCUAAGCUCCCCGAGAUAAUCUUCGACCUCGAGCCAAACGGAGACCCCAAGAAAAAGCCGAGGACAUAUCGACAAAGAUUUGAAUACUUAAAAAAUGCCACAAUGGCUUUGAUUGGCUCGAGGUAA